Messenger RNA from Eurytemora carolleeae, 459 nucleotides. RefSeq lists its product as uncharacterized. The record is from RefSeq and is a predicted model, not a curated record. Bases 43 to 420 code for a protein of 125 amino acids. NCBI's taxonomy places the organism in Eukaryota, Metazoa, Arthropoda, Copepoda, Calanoida, Temoridae. The transcript has 7 exons.
CAACAUCUAACCACAAAUCAAUAUUUUUAGAUAGUUUGAAGGAUGAAGUUUGUUAUACUGCUGGCAAUUCUGGCAUGCUUGUGCACCAUCUCAACCCCAAUACAGUGCUACACGUGUGGACCUAAUUCCGGAGUGGAAGGUGUAUGUGAUUCAGACAAUAUUGGAGAGAAGAAAACGUGUGAAGAAACUGGAGUGUGUAUGAUAAAACAUUCGACAAACAACAAGGAUCAAUGGAUGAGAACUUGUGGUGAAUCGUCACAUCCUACAGGAUGCAAAGAAUCUAAUGGAACCACUGAGUUUUUCUGUGACGUUGAUCUAUGCAAUGGUAAGUUUAGUACCUGCAGCGGGGCACUUGAUACACCCCUAGGGAGCACUAUUCUACUCUCACUCUCUUCAUUUAUAUUAAACUUGAUCAUGUAAUUUCUUAUUAGCUAAGAUAAAAAUAAAAAUGUAAUUAUA